AUGUUUAAAGACAUUUCUUUUAUGUUCCCUUUGUCAACAGUCAAUUUAACAAAUACCAGAAUAAAGACACUUACAAGUUUGAUUGAAUCUAAUGGAGGAGAAAUGAAAUUAAAUCCAAAUACACUAAUAAUUGUUGGUUCUGAUGCAACACUAGAAUUAUGUCAGAAAUAAUUUGCCAAAUUUAAUCUUGAUUUUGAUUCAUAUAGAUACUAGUUCUUAAAUGCUGAUUGGAUCUCUUAAUCGUUAUUACAUAAAAAAUUAUAGGAUAAGAAGAAGUUUUUAUUGUUCCCAGAAGUAGAAUUUCAACCAGUUUUAGAAGAAGUUCCGUAAUUUACAACAAAAUUAGUUUAUGUAGAAGCUUUAGCUAAGACUGUACCAGUGAGAGAAGAAACACAUGAAUAAGAUGAUGGUGACAUAUACAUUUACAAUAUUAAGGAUGAUGAAUUAAGAAUAAAAUAUGAAAAAAGGAUGGAAGAAUUUAGAAGGGAUAUUGUUAAAGAAUAUAAAUAAAUAUUGGAUUAUGAGUAUGAUUAUGAUUUAGACAAUUUUCAUAAUCAAAUAGAUGAUGGUUAUGAAUAUUUAUUGGAAGAUUUAUCUAUUUUAAAAAAAGAAGAGCCAUAAAUACCUGAAACUGAAAAAUUCUAUGGUGAUGAUGAUUGUUAAAUAACAGAGACUAGAAAAGUUAAAUUUGAUAUUUUAGAUGGAUUAGAUUUAGGAAAAUCAGUUGUUAAUGUAGAUUAACCUAUAGUAAAUGCUUAAUUAAAAGAAACUAAAUAAUUUAAUCCUGGAUUAAAAAGAAAAUAAUAAUUUUGGGAAGCUAAAAAAGGAUAUUUUGUUUGUGAAGCUGGUGCUGCUCAUAAAUGUUAAAAUAAUGAAAUCAUAGAAGAAUUAGAAAAAUUGUUGAAAAUAUAUACAAAUGAAAAAGAUAAAGGAAGAUGUAUAGCAUAUAGAAAAGCUAUUGGAUUCUUAAAAGCACUUCCAUAUCCUAUUAAAUCUAGUGAAGAUUUAAAAGAUAUGCCUACAAUUGGAGAUAAAAUUAAGAAGAAGAUAAUUGAAAUUAUGUAAACAGGUAAAUUAACUAAAGUAUAAAAAUUGGAAGGAUAAGAAAAAAAUGUUGCUAUAAGUGAAUUAAGUAGAGUUUGGGGUAUUGGACCUACAACUGCUGCUACAUUCUAUUUUAAAGGAAUUAAAACUAUUGAAGAUUUGAAAAAGAAUUAACAUUUAUUAAAUAGAAAUCAAUAAGUUUGUUUGCAUUUAGUGGAAGAUUUAGAAUAAAGAAUUCCAAGAGAAGAAGCUACUUUAAUAUUUGAAAUUGUUAAAAGAGAAAUUGAUGAUUUAAGUGGAGUAUAAGGAUUAUAUAAGGCAACUGCAUGUGGAUCUUAUAGAAGAGAAAAAGAAACAUGUGGAGAUAUGGAUAUUUUAAUUACAAGAUGUGAUGGUAAAAAUACUGAAGAUUUUCUACUUAGUUUGAUUAAACGAUUAGAAGGGAAAUUGUUAACCCAUCAUUUAACAAUGCCAAAAAGAACUGAUCAAGAUUGUGAAACAUAUAUGGGAAUUGGAAGAGUAUCUAAUUAAGCACUACAUAGAAGGAUUGAUUUAAAACUAUAUCCAAAAGAAUAAUAUGGUUGUGCAGUUUUAUAUUUUACUGGUUCUGAUCAUUACAAUAGAAGUAUGAGAUUAUGGGCUCAAAAAAACGGAUAUACUUUAAGUGAUCAUGGACUCUACCCUACUCAAAGAGGUGCACACAAUAAGAAAUUGUGGAAAGGAGAAGUAAUACCAUGUGAAGAAGAAAUGGAUGUGUAUAAGAUUUUAGGAUUGAAAUACAAACCCCCCAAAGAGAGAUCGGUAUGA
This is a messenger RNA of Paramecium pentaurelia, 1851 nucleotides long. The record is from the annotation of a GenBank genome assembly. NCBI's taxonomy places the organism in Eukaryota, Ciliophora, Oligohymenophorea, Peniculida, Parameciidae.